AUGCAUACUGACACGUGCACAACGGCCCAUGCGGUUACUGUGAUAGGAUCGCUCCAACUUAGCCUCUACGCCGGCGCCUUGCCUCAAUUCAGCCCCUGCGCAACGUCCGGACGCUACGGCGUCACGACAACUCGUGUCUCGUAUCUGCGUCAUGGCAACGUCAGCUGGAUCUCCGGGGCUAUAAGGAGAACGCUCUCGCGACUUUGGAGCCCACUCGAGGUUCUCCGAAGACCCGCUCCAUGA
Protopolystoma xenopodis is the source of this 243-nucleotide messenger RNA. Lineage: Eukaryota; Metazoa; Platyhelminthes; Monogenea; Polystomatidea; Polystomatidae. The record is from the annotation of a GenBank genome assembly.